Suillus subalutaceus is the source of this 2352-nucleotide messenger RNA. Its product is annotated as kinase-like domain-containing protein. The record is from RefSeq and is a predicted model, not a curated record. Gene Ontology annotation, molecular function: ATP binding; protein kinase activity. Gene Ontology annotation, biological process: protein phosphorylation. NCBI's taxonomy places the organism in Eukaryota, Fungi, Basidiomycota, Agaricomycetes, Boletales, Suillaceae. The transcript has 11 exons. The coding region runs from base 1 to 2166 and encodes 721 amino acids.
AUGGGAAAUAAUUGUCUGCCCAGCAUCAAGGUACACAUAUUUGACGCUUGGUCCACACCUCCAUCCAACUCGCAAGAAGUAAUGUCAUCAGUAUUCGAAAGUCCCAUUUGCAUCCCUGAUCUCACUGAUCAGAUAAUCAAAUACUCAGACAAACCGGCUGCAGCGGGCGGUUAUGCGAAAAUCUUCAAGUGCAGCUGGAACUCGCCUUCUGAAUCUUCUCCAGUUGCAGUUCAGGUCAUCAAGGUUCAGCAUGAUUCUGACUCGCUCAGUGAAAAAGGCGAGGAAUUGAGACGAGAAAUCAAAUUAGAUCUCACAACAUCCUUACGCGCCAUGAACGUUUUCGCCUGGUGGCUGCAAGAUAUUGCCUCAGCGCUGCAGUAUUUGCACUCUUUUGCAGUAGUUCACGGAAAUCUAAGCGGUCAUAACAUCCUGGUGGACUCGAAUGGCCGUGCCUUUGUAAAGGGUAGUGGGCUUUCCACGAUGCUCGAUGAGAUUGCGGAAUCAGAAUCUUACGAGACUCGUCUGGGUGAUGUUGCAUGGACAGCUCCCGAGUUGAUGGUUGACAGUUCCAGCGGACUUCCGACGUCCCAAAGCGAUGUGUGGUCUUUCGGUUGCAACAUGAUCCAUGUUCUUUCUGGGCAGGAGCCCUGGCAAAAAGCUCCAGAUGACACUGUGAAGGCCCGUUUGCGUGACGACCAAGUCCCGGUAUUCCCAGAAGGAAUCAGCGCUCAAGAUCUAUCUUUCCUCCGACGAUGCUUCUCACUUCGGCCUGCAGAUCGCCCUUCUGCAGAUCAGAUCCUAACCUUUGUGCAUGAAGAAUCCUUGCGUUGUAUGCCCGGAAUACCACAGACCGUGGAAGUUACGGUCUCCGAGCAUGGUUCUCCCUAUGGUAUUCCCGAUGUAAUGAUCGAGUUCAAACGACGAGUUUUUGAUCAGGUCCCAUCCCAUCUGAUCUAUAUCCCAGAGAUGAAAUUGAUCUCACGGGAAGAACUUCUUACCAUAUUGGAACCAGAGAAGAUCACGGAGGAGGACAUAUCCAAGCAUGAGGGAUGGUCGAGAAAAUGGGGAAAAUCGGAGCCAACGUUCCAAGACUUGAAGUCGGGAAAACGCGAAGGGGCAGGUUACGAGAAGUUGCGCUCGUUUUGCACAAAAGCGAAGGAAACUCUAUGGCUGCCGUCUUGCAUGCCAUACGUUCGAUGUACAGAUGGUACCCGCGGUGCUUAUAUAUGCAUCGUGCAUCUGGCUCAAUCAGAAUCAUUGGAGACCCUAGGAAUUGACGAGUGGUUCCUUCGUGGCUGGACGCUGCAGGAGCUCCUUGCACCCCUCAGGAUGAAGUUUUACGGUCCUAGGUGGACACCCCUUACGGAUAAUGAAAACGACAAGGACGACGCGGCGGUCGUCUCUGCUCUUUCCCGGGUUACCAAAAUCCCUCUGAAUGACCUGUGCAACUUUAGCCCCGGGCCAAACCGUGCCUGGGAGAAGAUGACCUGGGCAGCGAGCAGGAAGACAACCCGCAUCGAGGAUGUUGCCUACUCCCUCACUGGUAUCUUUGACAUCAGCAUGACGAUCGCGUAUGGAGAAGGAGAUCGAGCGUUCAAAAGAUUCAUGGCAGAACUAAUUCAGAACUGCAAGGAAUGGCAGAUUCUUGUGUGGGCUGGCGGGCUUCCUGGUUGUCCAACGGAGCCUGGCUGUUACCGCACGACGAACGCCACGGCGCUGGAUAUGCUCAAGAACCGCCAGAUAUCGUGGUGGGGAGAGGGUUGUGGUGAUUCCGACUUCUCAAUCACAAAGCGUGGCGUGCAUGUCAGACUGCUCAUGCUUCCUGCCUCUGUUAGCCAGAGCCAAUGGCAGUCGACGUUCCUUUCCCGGCCCGCAGGUCGCCGCUGGGUAUCACCGCUCAAGAAGCUGGUCGUACAAUCUCACUUCUUCCCACCGGCAUCUACGACAGAAUGGAUGGUCGGAAUUAUUAACUACCAUGAUCAUGAUGACCCCGACAAAGGAAUAUUGAAACGGGGAGAAAGUUACAUAUGCUUCCUAUUGAAGCGAUUUCGUCGCCCUGGCAUGGACACCGUGCGUAACCACUGGAGGAGGCAGAUCACGGAAGAGAUUUUGACUGUUUCUUGUGCAAAUGACUUUGAGAAAAUGCUGGAGAGUGUUUGGUUAUAGGUGAUGGAAUAGUGUUCGUAGGUUCAAUCUGGAGUGACGAACAGACUGGAGUAGUGAAAAAGUUCGCACUAUGUUAUGUGUCAGCCUUAACUGGUAGAACAAAGUCCGCUUAUAAUGCAAAUGGAGAACUAGCUGUAGAAAUUUCUGAUCCGGGACUCCACUUCCUCAGGAGACAGCUUGAUAUCU